Molecule: messenger RNA, 880 nt
Organism: Rattus rattus (black rat)
Lineage: Eukaryota; Metazoa; Chordata; Mammalia; Rodentia; Muridae
Product: interferon alpha-inducible protein 27, mitochondrial-like
Exons: 6
Coding region: 169-720 (183 amino acids)
Biological process (GO): apoptotic signaling pathway
Cellular component (GO): mitochondrion; membrane
Source: RefSeq, a predicted model, not a curated record
GAGCUGGGGAAAUGGAAACUUACCUCAUUGGCUGUCUUCAGUCACUAGGUGUAUCUUCACCCAGAGUGGACUUCUAAGGCCUGGAGGGAACUGGGACACCAAAACCUAUCUCAUCCUCUCACUUACAUCACUGGGUUUGGCUCCUAUCUGGAACGCACACCGGUCCCCAUGGCAUUGUCUGGCACAGGUACGCUGGUGGCUUCUAUUGCCUCCAAGGUGGCAUCUUCAGUGGCCGUGGUCAAAGCCGGAGGGGCGGUAUCCAGCACCAUCCUAGCUAGCUCACAGGGGCUCAACUUGUUAGCCCGGACUACACUGGGCUCUGGAGCUUCUGCACUUGGAUCUGCAUUGGGAGCACUGAAGGCUGGCACCGUUUUAUCUGGCCUCCCUGCCUCCGCCUUGGCUGUUUGCCCCAUUGGAGUCAAGACUGCUGUCGCCAUGCUUGGGGGAGCCAUGACAGUAGCUGCUGUUCCACCUGUGCUGAGUGCCGUGGGCUUCACUGGGUCAGGCAUUGCAGCCUCCUCUCUAGCAGCUAAGCUGAUGUCUGUGUCAGCCAUUGCUAAUGGGGGCGGAGUCCCAGCUGGUGGCCUGGUGGCCACUCUGCAGUCUGCUGGAGCUGCUGGACUCUCCAUGACAUCUAAGGUCCUCGUGGGCUCUACAGGGUCUGCCGUCGUGGCCAGUGUGAUGGGUGUCUAUAAGCAUUUGUACUCCUUCCUCCGAUAAUUGUACUUGGAAACCAAGGCAAGAGAGGAGGCAGACAUGGGAACAGAGGUGUCGCCACUCAACUUCUCUAAUCCGGAGAGGGAUUAAUUAGCCCCAGGGGACAAUUUACUAUCACAGAUUGCCUACGUGGAAAUAAGAAAUAAAACCAAGCGCUUGCCAA